AUCGAUAGUUGUUGUCAGUGCGCAGCAAUAUCGAUUCAACAGUAUUUGCAAUAAUUUUUAAGAUGCGCGAGUUGUAUACAAAAAUGCAAAAAUCAAAGUGAAAAACUGUUGCCAAAGCGACAACAAACAAUGGAAAUACCGAUACAAGUGGCUGUACGCAUAUAUCCCCACGCAGAACUUGAACACAAGCCGGAGUAUAUAGCGCCGGAGGAUGGCGAUGCAGAAGCAGACAAACCGCAAUCAAAGCCGUCUUCCCCAAACCUGAACCCGCCUCUUCCUCCACUUCCGUCACCAUCGCAAUUGACAUUACAAACAACGGCAAUAGACGCUAAUGGCAAUAAUGAGUUAGACGCCAGUCAGUUGAAUACAAAUGAAGUGCCAUCAGAUAUUUGCAAUGCCAGUGGCUGCUGCGUGCAGGCCAUACCAAUCGCUGUAUCGGCGCUGGGGUUGCCGAGCGCACUGCCCGGUGGUGCGGCCCUUGACAGCAUUGCGGCGGGUCUGAUACAGGUGGGUGCUCACACUGUGCCUGUGACACAUGCGCUGCCCAGCAGCACCACACAGAGUCAGGUGUACCACCAGACAGUGUUUCCACUGAUUAGCUUGUUUCUGGAGGGCUUCGAUGCAUCAGUGGUGACAUAUGGGCAACGCAAUACUGGAAAAACCUACACGCUCUAUGGACAUGGCUUCGAGUGUGUCUAUGGCGAGGCGGAUCAGGGCGUGGUACAGCGUUGCGUACGGGAGAUUUUUACCCACAUUGCGGCGCACGCAGAUCGAACAUACGCCGUUAAUGUUGGCUUUGUGGAGAUAUGCAAUGGUGAAAUCCGCGACUUGCUGGGCAUGGGCAAUGUGCACUGCACCACGGUGGAGGAUGUUUUCCAUUGGCUGCAGUUGGGUCUCAGCAAUAAGCAGCAGUCACCCGCACACACACUCUUCACACUGACCCUGGAGCAGCAGUGGGUGUCCAAGGAGGGUCUGAUUCAGCACCGUCUCUCAACGGCUAGCUUCUCAGAUCUGUGCGCCACCGAACGUUGGGGUGAGCCGCCACCAGGACAUCCACGUGACGCCGGAUUGCAGAUGCUGGAACAGGUGGUCAACACUCUGACUGAUCCGAGCAUUAUGUAUGGUGUCAAUGGCAAUAUUCCCUACGGUCAAACCACUUUAACCACUCUGCUGAAAGACUCGUUCGGUGGUCGUGCUCAGACCUUAGUCAUUCUGUGUGUCUCCCCGCUGGAGCAGCAUCUCAGCGAGACACUGGGCAAUCUGCAGUUCGGCUUCAAGGUGCAAUGCGUACGCAACUAUGUCAUUAUGAAUACUUUCUCCGAUGACAAUACUCCUAUAUCGCCGGAGGUAUUGCCGCAUGAUCCAGCAGCAGCUGGCACAGCGGCUCUCAUGGCGGCCGUGGCCAUGCCCAACGGGGACAACUUCGGACUUCAAUUUGCAGCCAGUCAGUGGUUCAAACUGGUGUCCAAUGCAGAGGGACUCUUCGCCAAAUUAAUGAGCUCGAAUGCAAUAACGGAGCUGGAGAAGGAGCAAAUUGAGGAGUGGCUGUUCUUAAAGCAAGAGUGCGAAGAAUGUCUCAGCUCCAGCGAAGCAUUGCGCAACCAAAAGCCGUUAGUGCCCAUCCAGGAGGCGGAGGAGCCAGAGGAGUCUAUCAGUGAGCCGGAAACCUCCUGCCAGCAAAAUUCGGAUAAUGACACCGACAAUGAGUCGCAGCGCCCAGAUCUAGCUGAGAAGCUCGAAAGCCUCAUGGAUGAAUUUCGCACCAAAACGGAUGCGCUCAUUCAAGCCAAGCAUGAGGAAUUUAUGCUCAAGCAGCCCAAAGCGGUCAUGCAGAGCCAGGACAAAGAUCGGGAGCAGACAGCCCAAGAGCCAGCGCCACAGCCUGAAAAGUGCGAUGAGCGAAAGUUUAGCGUGGGAGGUCGUCGGCGCAGCAUACAGCCCGGUGCCAGUUUGAGUAGCGCAGAGCUGGCCAUGCUCAAUCGUGUUGCCUCGCAGCAGACGACGGGCACUGAAUUGCCAGCGGACUUCGAUCCACUCAACAAUGCAGCAGGCGCGAGCGACGGACUGCGUAAUGCGACUGGCGUGGCUGGCGCCAACGGUCCCGUCGAGCAACUGCAGAAGAAGAUGCGAAAGCUGAAUGCCGAGAUCGAGGCUCGACAGCGACAGCUGAAGGAAAUCGAGCAAACGAUGCAGCUCAAGCAGAACAUAAUUAGUGAGCUGGUGAAGAACCGAGAGACGCGCAGCCAUGCCAAGCAGCGCUUUCACAAGAAGAAGGCCAAGCUGGAUGCGGAGUGUGAUAAGGCUAAGAAGCAUCUGGCCAAAGCACUGGUGCAGGGCAAGGAUAAAGCGGAAAUAGAACGGUGGGACGCUAUUAUAGCGCACAUUGAGCAGCGCCUGCAGGAUCUCAGCUCGAUGAAGCACAUUGCCGGCGAGAGUGGUCAGAAGCUAAAGAAACUGCAACAGUCCGUUGCCGAGUCACGCAAACAAAUCGAGGAGGUGCAAAAGAAGCUGAAGAAGGAGUGCAAGCUGCGUGAUCAGCUGGAGGCCGAGCUCAAGAGCUUGAAGGAGGCGACACUAGUCAAAAUGGAACCAAAUCCAGAUCAGCUCAAAGCGGUGCAGGCUCGCAUUACUCACUUGGAUCACAUACUGCGCGAGAAGUCGGAGAAUCUGGAGCACUGGGAUGGCGGCGAAAAGUCCCCCGCACAACAGGAGAGUCUGCGCCACGAGAUACGCAAUCUGAGGCGAACGCGUGACCAUUUGCUGGAGCAACGCUGCAUGCUGGAUCGCAAGCUCAAGCGGGACAAAAUGUUGACGCAGCGCGAAGAGCGAAAGCUGCUCGAGUGCGACGAGGCCAUCAUGGCCAUUGACGAGGCCAUCGAGUUCAAGAACGAGCUCAUUUGCGGUCAAAAGUCCAUCGACUUGUCCACCGAGCGCCAGCAGCGGGAGAAGGGCGAGCAGAUGCUGAUGGCGCGACUCAACAAGCUCUCACCCGAGGAGAUGCGCACGCUGCUCUACAAGUACUUCGUCAAGGUCAUUGAUUUGAGAGACUCGUCGCGAAAGCUUGAGCAGCAGCUGGUGCAGCUGGAGCGCGAGCGUGAUGCCUGGGAGUGGAAGGAGCGCGUGCUCUCCAAUGCGGUGCGCCAGGCACGGCUGGAGGGCGAGCGUAAUGCGGUGCUGCUGCAGCGUCAGCACGAGACAAAGCUGACGCUAAUGCUGCGUCAUCUGGCGGCAGAGACCUCGGCCAGCUCGGCCAGCUAUGGCGAUCGUGCUCUAGCGCCUGCCACCAGCCAGGGCACGAGCAGUGAGUUUGACUACGAUCUCGACUUCUACAAGGCGGCCAGCAAUAAGGCAAUGCUCAAGGCGCAACAGGCGAAACCCACAGCGGCUGGCCUGGACAAGUACAAGGACAAGGAGCGUAGCAGCGGACGCAAUAUCUUUGCCAAGUUCCAGGUGCUCACGCGUUAUGCAUCGGCGGCGGCUGCUGCAGCUGGCUCAUCUUCGACGGCGGACGAGUCCACGGCGCUCAUUGAGACGACAACCACGGCGGCAACCACUACCACCACCACGACCACAACGGCAACCACAAGCGCAUCGGCCAAGGGCAAGGAGAAGGCACUGGCCACCAUCAACCAGGAUCAGCUGAAACGUCUGAUGCCCGCGCCGACAUCCACAAAGGUGACGCGUCAGAAAAACAAGAUCAUCAUACAAGAUGCGACGCGCAAAAACUGAAAGAAAAACAAAAACGUCGACGAAUUUAGUUCUCUCUUUUCUCUGGAGCGUGAGAGAAGCACGCAAUACAGGCGAAAGUCAGCUGAGAGAACAGAUGCAAUGACUGGCGUCGGGAGGCACCUCUCUAUCUCCCACUGCUCUUAUUCUCAAAUACUCAACAUGUACAAUUAUAAUUUAUAAUGACAAGCUCAACCCGAUAUGGAUAGAUAUAUAUAUGUACUGAACGAAUACGUCCACAGACUUGUUUCAAUAGACUUACCAAGGUAUUCAUCUACAUCUAACUUCUGGCGUAUUUAAAUGUCUACAACAACCAUAAAGAUUCCUCGACUGGCAAAUCUAAAGACUUGACAAUUGUUACUUAAAAAUACUCGAAACUCAGCAAUCCCAAAUGGAAAUCGCAAUUAACUCGCUCAAAUUGUUUACUUAAGCACUCGAAUCUCUUGUUUUAUGUACAUAUGAAUAUGAAUAUGUAUUAAUUUUAGUUAUACAAUUUGCAUUUAAGUUAACCUUAUAAGUCGCAAUUACACUAUUUUUGUUUUAAGUUUACUCAUUUUGUUUAGCAUAUUUAAAUGUCUUCCCCAAAUUUGAUUACCCCUAGACCUAGAUAUAUAGAACUUUUGGUAUUCCUUAUCAGCGCAUUUACUCAGUUUCUAUUUAAGAUUACUACCUUUAUGUUAUAAAUAUAUACUAUAUAUUAAAGUCAGUGUUUCUCUAAA
Drosophila mojavensis is the source of this 4445-nucleotide messenger RNA. It is a transcript of the gene cos, whose product is annotated as kinesin-like protein costa. The record is from RefSeq and is a predicted model, not a curated record. NCBI's taxonomy places the organism in Eukaryota, Metazoa, Arthropoda, Insecta, Diptera, Drosophilidae. The transcript is spliced from 4 exons. Bases 130 to 3729 code for a protein of 1199 amino acids. Gene Ontology annotation, biological process: microtubule-based movement; mitotic spindle organization. Gene Ontology annotation, molecular function: ATP binding; microtubule motor activity; microtubule binding.